GUUGACAAGUUGAGAGGUCGUUGUUAGCUGAGCGGUAAGGCGGCUAUACUUUUUGCUGCAGUCACAGUAAGUGAGCUACAUUUAAAAAAACAAAACAAAAGUGAAGUUGUUUUCGGCUGUUUAUCUCACGGGGAAAACAAGGCGAGACAGUUUGAGCUCCGAGGAAAAACUGUAAAACGCUUUUUUUUGUUUUUUGUUGUUGAUAAGCUUGUUAGCUCAUGUAGCUGCUAACUGGCUUGGUUGCUAAGCUGCUAUGUCGCAACCAAGUGUUUGGACUUAUUGGAGCUAACAGAACAAGCUCACCAAACAAAGAGACACUUUUUAAAAAAGAAAUCUGGAGGACAAACACUAAGGAGAUGGCUGUGUCGGUGCGGGGCCUGUACUUUGUGGUGACCCUGUUUUUGGGUAGUUUCUUUGGAAGCGUCUUCAUGCUGGGGCCAUUUUUGCCCCUCAUGCUGCUGUCUCCUGCUUGGUAUCGCUGGAUCACGGAUCGCAUCGUCGCUACCUGGCUCACCCUGCCUGUGUCCUUGCUAGAGCUGGUAUUCGGGGUGAAGGUGGUGAUAACAGGUGAUGGCUUCAUUCCAGGGGAGCGAAGUGUGAUAAUCAUGAACCACCGCACCCGUCUGGACUGGAUGUUCCUGUGGUGCUGUCUGCUCAGGUACAGCUACCUACGUUUGGAGAAGAUCUGCCUCAAGGCUGUCCUGAAGGCCGUGCCCGGCUUUGGCUGGGCAAUGCAGGUGGCCUGCUUCGUCUUUAUUCAGCGCCGUUGGGAGGAUGACAAGAAGCACAUGGAGAACAUGCUAGACUACUUCUGUGACAUCAGAGAGCCCUUGCAGCUGCUCCUGUUCCCGGAGGGCACGGACCUCACCGAAAAUACAAGAGCCAAGAGUGACGUGUUCGCUGCCCAGAACAAUCUGCCAAAAUUUGAGUACGUGUUGCAUCCCCGCACAACUGGAUUCACCUUCAUUGUGGACAGACUGCGAAAAGGGGACAACCUCGAUGCCGUCCAUGAUAUCACAGUGGCAUACCCCAAGAACAUCCCUCAGACAGAACGCCACCUGAUCCUGGGGCAUUUCCCUCGGGAGAUCCACUUUCACGUCCGCCGCUACUCAGUGGCUUCACUUCCCACCUCCUCCUCUGACCUAGAGUCGUGGUGUCGGGAGCGCUGGGCUGAGAAGGAGAUCCGUCUGCGGGACUUCUACUCAGGCGAGCCCCGAGCCUUCGACAGGGACGGUGUUGCUCGCGUGCCACCUUGUAAGUCGGAGCUGCGAGUGGCUCUGAUCAAAGCCGCCUCACUUCUGUACUGGAGCGGCUUCAUCGCUCUGUGCUUCACUGGCCUGUGGCUGUGGGCUCCGUUCAGGCUCUACUUCCUGGUCAUGGUCGGAGUGUACAUGGCCCAGCAAAAGCUGAUCGGUGGGCUGGAGCUGCUGGAGAUGUCCUGUCAUCGAUACUGGAAGUCCAUGGCUGCAGACGAUGGCGAGAAGAAGAAGGUGCUCGAUGGGAAGAUGCAGUGAGGAUGGAAGAUGGCUGACUGGACAAUGAUAUGUUUCCACCUGUGCUCAGCAAGGACACUGAGGACUCGGUUGUCUUGGCUUAUUUAGUCCAGAGGGCUAGAGGAUCCCUUUGAGGGACCCAAUGCUUCAUGCCUUAGAAAGGGAGUAAUAAGUUCAUCUCCUGUCUGUAUGCAUGGCUUCAGAGGAGAGAGCUUACCUUUCUGUUGAAGAAAAAAAAAGAGGAAUGUUAUGUACAUUUAUCUGUGAUUCAAGGAAUUCAUCACAUAAUGUGUCACUUGUAUGUCUCUCCCUGUAUAAUUACUGUUGUUUAGCUCGCUGUUGGUGCGUUUCUACCAGUUUGUGUUAAUUAUGUUUUUUUAUUCAGAACCUCAGACGUGUGUCAUGAAACAGCGCUGUCAAGUUUUUGUUCUACUGUUGCCAUGUCAUUUUGAAACCAGUUUUAUUGUAUGUGUUGCCCUUGGUUUUAUAUCGGUGUCAUAAGUUAUGGAGCAGAGCCAUAGUACAGACCACCUCUACAUAUGAUGACUUGACUUACGAAUAUUCAAAUCAGCACUGUAGUCAGCUGAGAUAGACUGAUUGGACCUAGUUUCUAGUCAAGGAAAGAAAAGGACUAGUGUAAUUCACAGAGAAUUAUUAAGGAAUAUACAGGUAUAUAUGUGUAUCAUAUGUUUACCUUUUAUUGGGUUUAAUUAACCUUUUAUACAAAUUGGGGAAUAAACUUUUCCCAGUUAGUCCUUAAAACUUCUGUGAUGAUGUUUGUUACUGUAUAGGUCUUAAAACAUGAAAUAUGUUCGACUGCUUGUUUCCUCAAGUAGCUUUUGCACAAAAAAGCCAAAGGUGUGAAAAGCAGAUGUGAUUUCAAAAAGUAACCAAACAGAACGUAGUCUGUCCUGUCAGGAAAGGGUAUCUUCACCCACCACUGGUAAUGUUUUUGCCCGCCAGCUACGCCGAGGUAACACCUGUGGCCAUCAACUUAUCAGGAUCAAAAAUCUGAUUGAGAUCUUAUGUGUGGAUAAGUGUAGAAGCUGUUGAGCUUUGUGCCCUUUCUGGGAAUCGAGGGAUGCCUUGUAGAGGCAGGAUGUGGGUGGUGCCGGGGUGGAAGAAUGUCCUGUUGGGACAACAUUACCCCUCGAUGUGCAGGGUGGCAUAGAGCACCAGACUUGGAGUGGAAAACUGGCCAUGAACUCAACCUAAUCCAAAAAAGCCCUGUAAUGCCCACCUCUGCCCGUGUCCCUCUCUAGAGGACUGGCAUUGAUGCGCCUGCUAAACUCAAUUAGCAAAUGACAGCUGAGAAAGCUACUCCAA
Messenger RNA from Larimichthys crocea (large yellow croaker), 2819 nucleotides. RefSeq names its product lysocardiolipin acyltransferase 1 (gene lclat1). The record is from RefSeq and is a predicted model, not a curated record. The coding region runs from base 357 to 1514 and encodes 385 amino acids. NCBI's taxonomy places the organism in Eukaryota, Metazoa, Chordata, Actinopteri, Sciaenidae. Gene Ontology annotation, cellular component: endoplasmic reticulum; endomembrane system. The transcript has 6 exons. Gene Ontology annotation, molecular function: acyltransferase activity. Gene Ontology annotation, biological process: phosphatidylinositol acyl-chain remodeling.